Messenger RNA from Cavia porcellus (domestic guinea pig), 715 nucleotides. RefSeq names its product histone H2A type 1. Gene Ontology annotation, biological process: heterochromatin formation. The transcript has a single exon. The coding region runs from base 61 to 453 and encodes 130 amino acids. NCBI's taxonomy places the organism in Eukaryota, Metazoa, Chordata, Mammalia, Rodentia, Caviidae. Gene Ontology annotation, cellular component: chromatin; nucleosome. The record is from RefSeq and is a predicted model, not a curated record. Gene Ontology annotation, molecular function: DNA binding; protein heterodimerization activity; structural constituent of chromatin.
AGGACGCUUUCUGUACUGGCGAGUCUACUGACCAGUAGGUUUACUGUGCACCUUGUUGCAAUGUCUGGACGUGGCAAGCAGGGUGGCAAGGCUCGCGCCAAGGCCAAGACGCGGUCUUCCCGUGCCGGGCUGCAGUUCCCGGUGGGUCGCGUGCACCGACUGCUUCGUAAGGGCAACUAUGCCGAGCGCGUGGGCGCCGGCGCCCCUGUCUACCUAGCGGCCGUGCUGGAGUACCUGACGGCCGAGAUUCUGGAGCUGGCGGGCAACGCGGCGCGCGACAACAAGAAGACGCGUAUUAUCCCGCGCCACCUGCAGCUGGCCAUCCGCAACGACGAGGAGCUCAACAAGCUGCUGGGCAAGGUGACGAUCGCGCAGGGCGGCGUGCUGCCCAACAUCCAGGCCGUGCUGCUGCCCAAGAAGACCGAGAGCCACCACAAGGCCAAGGGCAAGUGAAAAUUGGGCCAAUUAGCAACUCAAAAACUAACCAAAAGGCUCUUUUCAGAGCCACCUUCCAUUUUCUGCUGAGGAACUGUACAUUAAUGUGUUUUCACGUACGGGCAAUAAAUGUCUUAUUUGCACAAGCACUUAAUUCUCGGGACACAUAAAGCAACUAUCCUACGUGCAAGACGGGUAAAAACAUUCUGCGUUUUCCCAACAUACAUUCUUGCGUCUCAAGACAUGUAAAAAUUUUAGAUAAUUGUUAGCGCCAGAGAGU